UUAGCAAUUUAGAAGACCACUCCUUUAGAAAAAAUAGGCAUUCCAUUACAUUUGCUAAAAGUGAAACAGCUUUGCUUGAUUAACAAGAACAUUUUGAGUUAUAUCAUCAGGAAGAAGUGUCUUGAUUUGCAGUUUGAAACUUUGCAAAAAUAUUCAACAGUAAUCCUGAACAAGCUGAAGUACUUUUCAUUUGGGCAAAGUUUAUCGAAGAACAAGCAGAUAAAAUUAAAUCACCAAAAUCAUGGCACUUAUCCAGAUAAUUCAGACAAUGUUUACCGCGGCACUGGUGGGUUUUAAGGAAUGCCAAGGUUAUGAAUUUACUACAUAUCCACCCCAGAUUGUAAACAUGUCAACUGAUUCAUUCCUACAGCAGUUGUUUGUGGAGUGGAAUGUUAGUCAUCUGGCCUAUGAAGCCCAAGUAAACAUGACAUUUCAGAUUCAGCUCACUAGAUCAGAAAAUCUGGAGCUGGUUGUUAUGAAGAACUACAGCAAAAGUCUAAAGAAGACAGACACUGUUCUGAGAUGGGUUUGGGAGUCAGAUUUACCACUCGAAUGUACAUCUCACUCAAUAAGAAUUCGAAGUAUUGUGGAUGACAAAAAAUAUUUGGAUGCCAAAAUAUGGAGUGAGUGGAGUGAAUGGAAAACAAUCUGGGGAUUAGAUACUGCAAAUAUCACUGAAGCAUCUGUCUUCCCAGAUGAGAAGAUUGUAAAGGAAGGCACAAAUAUUACUUUUUGCUGCAUAAUUCCAAAAGGAGCCAGAAUUCAGCGUAUGACAUACGGCCAGAAAAUAUUCCCUGUCAUAUUCAAAAACAACAGAACUACAGCAAUUAAAGUGCACAAUGUUCCCAUACCAAAAAAUGGAAAUAGUAACCUCAUUUGCACUUGGACAAUGAACAAAACUAGGACACAUGAUGGGACAGUUCUGUUUGUUGGAAAUCCUCCAGAUGUGCCACGGAAUCUUACCUGUGAAACUCAGGAUCUACGGGAAAUGAUUUGUUCUUGGCAUCCAGGGAAAGCAACUAAUCUGAUCACAGAGUACAGCAUUUUUGAACAGUUCUCCGGAAAAUAUUCACCCUGCACUGAGUCCAGAGAAAGUAGUUCCAGCUAUCGGUGUAAAUGGGUAAUCAACAGCACUCAGGAAAACUACAACCUCACAGUGAAGGCUAAAAAUUACCUAGGAGAAUCAGAAUCUAGUAUAUUUGUGGAUGUAUUUCAUAAAGUACAUCCAUUACAGCCUAGUGAAUUUAAAGUAGCUGCCAUUAAUGCUACAGCUGUAACUGUCUACUGGUGUUUGAAUGCAAAUUACAGCAUAAUUCAAUUACUCUGCCAGACUGAAAUUUAUAUGAAGAAUAAAACUGCUAAGCUGCACUACAGUUCUUUGGAAGGACAACUGCCUUCGAUAUGUUAUAGCACUGCAGUUGGCAAUCUGCAUCCAUAUACCAAUUAUUCAUUUAGAACUCGCUGUGCUACUGCCAAGCAUUUUUGGAAAUGGAGUGCCUGGAGUGAAAAAGAAAGUCUAGUAACAGAUCAAAUGGUUCCAUCAAUGGCACCAGAUACGUGGAUACAGAUUGUAGAGGGAAAUGGUGGCCAUAAUGUUAAAAUACUCUGGAAGACCUUACCAGAUUCAGUUGCUAAUGGCCGCAUUGACCACUAUAGUAUAAGAUGGACAACAUCACAAGUUGGGAAGUCUGACUCUACAGUUAAGUAUAUUCCUGCCAACACAACAAACAUUACUGUAUUUAUUUCUAAUGAACAGUGCAGAAUUGAAGUAAAAGCAAGGACCUCUGUUGGAUGGUCUCCGCCUUCAGUGAUACUAAUUCCCCACAUUACAGAAAAUGAAGUCAUUGAAGAAGGAAGAGUCAGUGCUACUGGUGAUGGACUUUGCUUAUCCUGGAAGCAUGACCCAUAUGUGAUAGAUGGCUAUGUUGUAGACUGGUGCAAUUCACCCUUUUCACCAGGUUGUGACCUGCAGUGGAAGAAAAUUCCUUCUAAUGCAACAUCUGUGAUUAUCAAGUCAGCUAAAUUCAAGCCUGGUUUGAGGUACAGAUUUGGUAUAUAUGGAUUUAAAAUUGAUGGAGCCCAUCUGCUUGAGAAGAAAGUGGGGUAUAUUAAAGAGCUAGCUCCAGAAAUGUCACCUUCAAUCCAUAUAACUGAAACAAAACCACACAUAAUAGUAAUGAACUGGACGUACCCAGCAAAUGAUGAGAUGCAGCCUGGAUUUAUUAAAGGGUACUAUGUCUAUGUAAGAAGGCGACAUGCUACAUGCAUCCAGUACUCUGAACGCAACUCUUUCUCAGAUAGCACUGAUUGCCAGAAAAUUAAAAUUGAAGAACCUAAACAAAAAAGUUACGUUCUUCGAGAUCUUAAGCCAAAUACGGAAUACCUACUUAUGGUAACAGCCUUUACUGCUGGAGGAGAAAGUCCAGGAGAAUCUACUAUUCAAGUUGGUACAACAAAUGACAAUGAGGCAGUGGUCUACAAAGUCAUUUUCUGGGUCUUUGGUAUAGCAGCAGUAAUGGUAUCAUUGGUCACAUUGGGUAUCUGGAAAAAAACAUGGUUUAAGAUGACUUUGUGUCCAGAUAUCCCAAAUCCAAACAAAAGCAUGGUCCUCAAACUGGGAAGUCCUUUGAUGAAGGCACAUGCAGAGUCACCAACACUGAAAAUGAGCCCUUGCAUUAUCAACAAACUAGAGGUGCUAAGACUUAUAAGAGACCAAGUUACAUUGGAUGCCAAACUUCAUAAGAUAAUAUCAGCUGAAAAAAGCAGCAGUUUCAUGUUUCCAGAAGAGUACCAAUUUGAAGCCAAGUACCAGCCUUUUCAUUAUGUUUCUCAGAUGUACCCUACCUGUAAUUCAGAACAGAACCUUGGCUUUGUUACUCACCUGACUGCUUCCAUUAUUGGCACAGAAAGCUUUACUGAUGUUCUAUACCCCUGCAAUAUGUCAGCAUGGAUCACCUCACAAAACCACCUAAACAUGGACUUCGAAAUUAACCAAUACAGUGAACACAUAAUUAAUCAUCACCAGUUAUGUUCCAUUGCUCAAAGUGAUUAUGCAUCUACAAAAGAUAAUUGCUUUGAACACAGUUCUGGUUACAAGCCUCAGGUACAAAUAAUCAGCAGUGUCUGUAAAGAAGAAAUACCGUCAUUUUCAAAUACAACACACACAGAGGAGCCCUCCGAUGUGAAAAAAAUCUCAUAGCACUUUCUGAACCUUAUAAAUCAGAUACAUGCAAAUAGGCAUGAAGCUGAGCAUAACUACUGUUCUAAAAGCAUACACAUUGAAAGCCUGGUACUUUCUUUUAUAUGUGUGUACCUGCAUCUGUUUAGAAAUUAGAACCUUUGUACUGCAGAAUAUAAGCAUUUCUAGAAAUUAAACUGAGAGACACAGUACAGAAUAUUCUCAAAGAAUGGAAACCAGGUCUCAGUAGGCAUGACUAAAAAUGACUGUUCUAGCAAUGCUAUUUUUUAAGCUAAAAAGAGAUUGUUGUCACCUUUAUAUGUUUAAGAUACUAUAACAAUCUCUAAUGUAUUAGUUAUUUUGUUGUUAACAUCUGUGAUAUUUAUUGGAGACUGCUUUCAUAAUAUAGUAUUUAAAUGGACAGAAUUUUUAACUCUUUCCUUCUAGAGUAGAUGUAGCACUGUUACAAUCUACAUCCUGAACUUCUGUAGGCAAGACUCAAGGCAGAACCACAGAGCAAACCGAUAUUAUGGUCUGCAGAAGUGUAAAUUUUGCUAUUUUUUCCCUUAUUUCAAAGGCAAUUUUAUUAAGAUUACCAAAAUGACUUCUUAUUAAACAUUAAGUCUGUUUCUGUGUCUGAGAAAUUAUGCAAAAAGCAUAAAGCAUCAGUAUCACUUUUAUCCAUCAUGACAUUUUGAAUAUGUUAUGUAUUUUUUAAGUUGUCUGGUCUUUGAAGUAUUAAUGAAAAUACAGAAAGUAUUUGCAGUUUGAUAAAUAGAUGUAUUACUGAACACUAAAUAUGUUAUAUAUAAAAUACAAAUUAGUUAUUUCAUAAGAUGUAUCGCAGUCUUUCAAAAACUGAAUGUUUUCUGAAAUAGUAACAAAACAAUGAAUGACUGUCUUUUCAUAAAUUCCAUUCAGACAAGAGUAUUUCAAUAAAGGU
Molecule: messenger RNA, 4121 nt
Organism: Protopterus annectens (West African lungfish)
Lineage: Eukaryota; Metazoa; Chordata; Ceratodontiformes; Protopteridae
Gene: OSMR
Product: oncostatin M receptor
Exons: 18
Coding region: 242-3199 (985 amino acids)
Biological process (GO): cytokine-mediated signaling pathway
Cellular component (GO): external side of plasma membrane; signaling receptor complex
Molecular function (GO): cytokine binding; cytokine receptor activity
Source: RefSeq, a predicted model, not a curated record